AUGUCUUCAGCCUUUAAGUGGCAUAUCCCUCGAAUUCCUACUCGCGCGAUUCGCUUGGUCCAUCUUCACCGACGCGCUAUAUCCUUUUUGAAGAACCAUGGGAUGUUCACUGUUCAGAUAUACGACCCGGAAGUUGACCAGUAUGCGAUCAAAGACCUGAGAUCCCUUCAGAUAAAGGGACUCUCUCUAAUUUUUAGCAGAGAUAUUAGCAGCCGCAGGAGGCAGCACAGUGAAGACGAGCCAGAAGAAUACGAUGUGGAAGAAGAAGAGGAGGAAGAGUCAGAAGAAGAGUGGCCCGGCCGUGGUCGUCGGAGAAGACGUAGCUGGGACUAUUCAGUGCCAGGCCUUCAAUUUGAUUUGAGCCCUAGCCCAGCGGAGACACAGAAUCGCGUAAAUCUCGAAGGUUCAGUAGAUGAUGCAGAUGAAUCCUGUCGAAAACGUCCGCGCGUGGAACCAUUUCUUCGUGAUCAGGCUGAUCAACUCUAA
This is a messenger RNA of Trichoderma virens Gv29-8, 486 nucleotides long. RefSeq lists its product as uncharacterized. The record is from RefSeq and is a predicted model, not a curated record. The transcript has a single exon. The coding region runs from base 1 to 486 and encodes 161 amino acids. NCBI's taxonomy places the organism in Eukaryota, Fungi, Ascomycota, Sordariomycetes, Hypocreales, Hypocreaceae.